This is a messenger RNA of Saccostrea echinata, 2009 nucleotides long. Its product is annotated as protein PIF-like. The record is from RefSeq and is a predicted model, not a curated record. Lineage: Eukaryota; Metazoa; Mollusca; Bivalvia; Ostreida; Ostreidae. The transcript has 11 exons. Gene Ontology annotation, molecular function: chitin binding. The coding region runs from base 25 to 1833 and encodes 602 amino acids.
CAAGGUAAAGGAUGUCCCCACCCAAUGGACAUUGUUUUUGUUCUAGAUGGUUCCGAGAGUGUUACGCAUAAAAACUUUAACAAAGUCAAAAAAUUCACAACAGAUAUUGUCGAUCAGUUCAAUCUAGGCAUUAAACACGUCCGCAUUGGUGUCAUAGAAUUUUCUACAUUUAUUGGUAAAGUAAUUGAACUAGGACAAGUCAAUAAUCCAACAGUACUGAAUUUUCUAAUAAACAACAUCUCAAUGUCAAAUGACGGAACAGGAACGCAUAAAGCAUUAAAGCGCAUGCGGGAUAUGUUUCGGGAAAGAGGCAGACCGGAAGUACCUCAUAUUGGAGUUGUGAUUACCGAUGGUCUUUCUGUGAGUCCGUAUUUAACAAAAGAGGAAGCGAGACGAGUCCAUCAGGACGGAGUUGAAGUGUUUGCUGUUGGAAUUGAGGGCGAUAAGACAUUUCAGACAGAAUUGGAGUACAUUGCCAGCAGCAAAGAUCAAGCUCUGCGCGUUUCGGAUUUUGAUGCCCUUCCUCUCAAUCUGUCGUCAUCCUUAUGUUCCAUUGCAGCUCCAUCAUCAACGCCAAGAUCAACAGUCCUAACGUCUAGCAUAAUACCUGAUAGAAUAGGAGAAUCAAGCGGCAAGAACGAUGGUUAUGUGGACGAAUCCAGAUAUUUCCAAGUACACACAACAGACUGCACAAAAUACAUUGAAGUGGUCCCUGAUGUGAGCGGGGCGACAGUUACUUAUGUUAAGUCGUGCUCCUUUGGGCUUUUCUGGGACGAAAGAAGUCUGACAUGCAUUAAUUCUACUCACGCCGAAUGUUACAAUGAUCCUUGUAGACAAUUUUCUGCUGGAUACACAUACAAAAUGGAAGGACUCUGUUCUGGAUUCUGGACAUGUUUGAAUAAAACGUCACUUCCGGUCUGUUGUACUCUGGGUCAUAGAUUCCAGCUCGCUCAAGGCUGUGUGCCAGACCCAACGUGUAGUGAACCAUGUCCACCUAAACAAAACACUCUCACAAACCGAGAUUGUAGAAAAUGGGUUGAUCCACAUGAUAGCAAAUCAUACUUGGAGGAAGUUCACAGCCGAAACAUUUCAAGACCAUGCGCGCCAGGUUCUUUUUUCGACCAAUCAGCUUGCGGCUGCACCAAACACAUCACUAAAAGUCCAGUGUUAGUUACAUCUGUGAGACCGAGCAUCAGUACCAAUUAUUGUCGAGACGAACUUUAUCUGAAGUUUAACAAAGGACAAGAUGGAAAUCUUGACGGCUUCAAAGACUUCUCGGGUCGUAAUAUCCACGUGGCACAACGAAAUGUCGUCAUAUCCGGCAAAGGCGAUGGCAUGAUGGAACUGGACGGAAUUUCCAGCUGUCUGAACAUAUGGCGGUUCUCCAACAUUGAGUAUAGAAGUCUUGUGAUUUCAAUUAAGUUCCUCGCCCUGCAGUCUGACAACCAACAAACACAGACGAAAUAUCAGGUCCUCCUCUCAAACUGCUAUUACAAAUCAUGUACAGCAAGUGUCGCCAUUGUUUUGGACAGGAUAAACCACGUGAUCGGGGCUCAAACACAAACGGCUGGCACAGGCACAUAUAUAUGGUGGCAUCCAACAAAAUACCUGGACGAUAUUGUAAAUGAAGUAAGGUUGAGCUUUGAUCGUGAAGGGACUGUGAUCAAUUUCUCCCUCAAUAAAGAGAACAGAAAACAGAAUAUUCAAGAAAUGGUUCUUUUGAGACAGACAGGGAUUGUUAUCGGUGCUGGAGGCUUAUUUGACCAUUUUAAAGGAUAUGUAGAUGAGAUUAAAGUACAACACUGCGAUGGGGACCCUCCUAUUCAUGUCUGAAGAGUUUGAACAUAUGUGAAUAUUGUCAUCAAUUAAAAAACGGGAAAAUCUAGAAUAAAGUGGGAAGUAGGAUCAGUUAAAGAUUUUGGUUGUUGUACACAUGGUGCUGAUUGCAAGUUAAUUAUAAAACAAAAUAACGUGAACUUCUCUUAAUUGCUGAAUUUUCUUGUGCUGAA